GGAACCGUUCCUGCUGAAUGGACUAAAAGCCUAAUACACCCAAUAUUCAAACCCGGAAGCGAUGAUAAACUUGUUCCAUCUAAUUAUAGAGGUAUUUCCCUUAUUUCCGUGACAAGUAAAAUAUACUGUCAUAUCUUGAAUAGCAGGGUAAAUAAAUGGCUUGGUCAAAAUAACUCUCUGUCUGACUUUCAAAACAGUUUUCGAAAAAAUCUGUUCAGAGCUGUUCAGACCAUAUAUUUUCGCUAUAUAACAUUAUAA
Messenger RNA from Lottia gigantea (owl limpet), 258 nucleotides. RefSeq lists its product as hypothetical. The transcript has a single exon. NCBI's taxonomy places the organism in Eukaryota, Metazoa, Mollusca, Gastropoda, Lottiidae. The annotation marks the transcript as partial. The record is from RefSeq and is a predicted model, not a curated record.